Oppiella nova is the source of this 201-nucleotide messenger RNA. NCBI's taxonomy places the organism in Eukaryota, Metazoa, Arthropoda, Arachnida, Sarcoptiformes, Oppiidae. The record is from the annotation of a GenBank genome assembly.
AUGUCAUCCAAUUCAAGACGAGUUCUCAUAUACGGAGGCAAAGGAGCCCUCGGAUCUGCUUGUGUCCACUUCUUCAGACAACACAACUGGGUUUGAGUGAGCUGUGAUUCGUGCCUUAAGGGCAACUUCAGGGGUAAACGAUAUAAAUGUCUCAUAUGUUUCGACUACGACCUCUGCGCCGCCUGUUUCGAGUCGGGGGUC